This is a messenger RNA of Nicotiana tabacum (common tobacco), 879 nucleotides long. The record is from RefSeq and is a predicted model, not a curated record. NCBI's taxonomy places the organism in Eukaryota, Viridiplantae, Streptophyta, Magnoliopsida, Solanales, Solanaceae.
AUGGCCACACUCCCUAUGGAUGAAUUUAGUGGAAAUCUCACUGCUUAUGAACUUAGGAGACAAUCCAUGGAAAUGGAUGUGCCUAAUAAGGAAAGGAGUUUGGCACUCAAAAUUACUGAAGGUUCUGACUUGAAAGAUGAUGAAAUGACAAUGAUUACAAAGACUUCAAGAAAGCUGAUUGAUGAGUCUGAAGAUGUGAAUAAUAAAAAGGAACAGUUGUCAAAAGAAUGUAUCAUUUUGAAGGCUAAGUGCAAAAACCUGAAACUUAGGGCUUGUGAAACUGAAAGUGAAAAUAUUGUGUUAAAGAACCAAAGGCAGGAACCAGAUGAUAAAGAAAUUGGGUUGGUAAGAAACUUAAAGAAAGCAAUAGUCCAGCCUGAAGCUGCACUAGAGGAAGGAACAGAGACUCCUCCCACAAAAGGAAGAACUACAAGGAGUCAAAGGAAGCAGAGUGAGGAUGACCUAGAAAGGACCUUAGCUGAGAGUAAAAAGAAAGUUGCUGCUAAAGAGAAGAAGAAAGUGGGUGAAUCAAGUGAAACAAUUGAGAUUGAAGAGAUGGACCUGGUCCUUCAUGAUGAGGAUGAGGCAGAGGAAGUGGAGGUUAUGACUCCAAGUGCUAAGAAAAUAAAGACUUCUAAGAAGGAGUCCCAUGCAAAGUCUAUUGAUACAAAAAGCUCUGCCUUGGCAAAAAGAACCAACUUUGCCAGGAAAUCAAGAAAAAUGCAAAUAGUGGAAGAAGAGAGUGAAGAAGAAGAAAAGACUGGUGAAGAAAAUGACAAGAUGGUUAAGUUUGGAAAAAGAACAAUUCUGAAGGAGAGGCUCCUCAAAGAUUUGGAAGACAAAGGAAUCGUGUUGUUGUUGGAGAAGUUGGAAAUUUAG